Molecule: messenger RNA, 3130 nt
Organism: Fundulus heteroclitus (mummichog)
Lineage: Eukaryota; Metazoa; Chordata; Actinopteri; Cyprinodontiformes; Fundulidae
Gene: abch1
Product: ATP-binding cassette, sub-family H, member 1
Exons: 20
Coding region: 425-2563 (712 amino acids)
Biological process (GO): transmembrane transport
Cellular component (GO): ATP-binding cassette (ABC) transporter complex; membrane
Molecular function (GO): ABC-type transporter activity; ATP hydrolysis activity; ATP binding
Source: RefSeq, a predicted model, not a curated record
UGUUUGCGGGGGGAAGAGCCGCGGCGCUUCUCCUUCUGGUGCAGGCCUUGAUGCGCCGCUGCGCCGGCCGGGAUGGAGUUCAGCUGUGCUGGAUGCACGCAGCCAGAAGCGGCAGCGUCGUGUUUUGAUAGUUCAUUUUUAUCAGAUGACCAACUCAGGGGAAUACAAGCAGAUCUAAGGUUUGCAGAGAGAGGGCGGGAAGGAGGAUGCGCCUUAUCGCAGGUGGGUGGGGGGGACAUCAGUGGCUCAUAUUCUGGAUGACGCGCUGAUGUGACAGGGGAGAAGUGAAAGCGGAGGGUCGGCUUAUAAAUACUCUGUGAUUGGCCGUCCACGGAGCAGUUGGUUCUCUGGCUCCUUGCGUCUUUCCGCUUCUGGGUCCUCCACGCAGCGCUGCUCCGGAGAGCCCGUUUUCUUCCACUCGGCGAUGACGCAAGCCCCCGACAACCUGGUAGGGGAGAUGACAGGGGGAAACAUGAAAGGAGACUUGGAAGCUUCUCUGCCUGCUGCACAGGACAAGUUUGCAAUCCGGUGCCGAGAUGUUUGUCGGUCAUAUGGAAAGCUAAAGGUCCUUACCAACCUGAACCUUACUGUACCACAGGGACAGAUUUAUGGCCUUUUGGGCCCCAGCGGAUGUGGGAAAACCACACUUUUAAAAUGUAUUGUGGGAACCCUGAAAAUAUCAAGAGGACACAUCACAGUGUUGGGGAAGCCACCUGCCUUUCCUGGACACGAGGUCCCAGGGAAGAUGGUUGGAUACAUGCCACAGGAACUGGCGCUGUACAACGAGUUCACCAUUAGCGACACCUUGACUUUCUUUGGACAAAUCCAUGGCCUGACAUCAAAGGAAACCCGCGCUCGCAUGGACUUCCUCAUCGACUUCCUGCAUCUACCUCAGAAACACAGCCUGGUCCGAAAUCUCAGCGGGGGCCAGAGGCGACGGGUGUCUCUUGGAGCUGCUUUGUUGCAGAACCCUGAGCUGCUCAUCUUGGAUGAACCAACAGUCGGAGUGGACCCCGUGCUCAGAGCUAAGAUCUGGCAACAUCUGGUGGAGAUUGUGAAGACAGGGAAAGUCUCUGUCAUCAUUACUACGCACUAUAUAGAGGAGGCCAGGCAAGCCAAUGUGGUUGGUCUGAUGAGAAACGGCCAUUUGCUGGCAGAAGGUCCUCCAGAUGCUCUCAUGAAGCAGCACAGUGCAACAACCCUGGAGCAUGCCUUCUUGCAGCUGUGUGAGUCGUCGGACCAGAACUCAACCCAGGAAUCCAGUUUAGAGAGUGAACCCCUGGAGAAAAGUCAACCGUUCGCAAAUGGCCGGGACGAGAGUCAGCCGAUUCUCGCAGUUGGGCUGCCGCCUGUUGACGACAUUCCUAAAUGUACAGCGGACUGGAAGGCGCGGGCCAGACACAUACUGCCAAAGGGGAGGAACAUUGGAGCCCUGAUCAUCAAGACAAUGGUGCGGAUGAAGAGAAUGCCAGGCUCCUUGUGCUUCCAGUUCCUGCUGCCCGUCAUCCAGAUCUCGCUCAUCUGUUUGUGUGUCGGCGGAGAUCCGAAGGGCAUCAAGGUUGCUGUGGUGAACAACGACACCGCCUCCCCAAUCUCCUCAUUUAGCCUGUCCCUGCUCUCCUUCCUGGAUAACUCCAGUGUGAUUCAGGUUUCUGUGCCCCACAACGAGGCCUUUGAAGGGGUCUAUAAUGGAGAGUACUGGGGUGUCAUCGGCUUUGGAGAGAACUUCACCAGUUACUUGACUAAACGGAUUCUGCAGCGGCAGGUUUCCAAGGAGGUGAUUGAUGGCGGAUCAGUGCACGUCUGGCUGGACCUGACCAAUCGACAGAUCGGCCUCAUGCUACAGAAGCAGCUGCACCAGGCUUUCCAGGCAUUUGUGGAUUAUAAAAUGGGUGGUUUGGCAUACCUGGCUGCUCUACCAAUAAAAUUUGAAGAGCCGAUCUAUGGAAGUCUGAACAUGGAUUUCACUACUUAUGUGACCCCAGGAGCUGUCCUCAGCAUCUCCUUCUAUUUGGCCGUGGGUCUGACGGCGCUCUCCUUUGUCCUGGAGAGGAAGGAGGGACUCCUGGACAGGUGCUGGGUCGCAGGUGUAAGCUCUAUGGAGACGAUGCUGGCUCACCUCUUCUCCCAGCUUUUUGUCAUCAGUGUUCAGAUCAUCCUCAUGCUGCUCUUCAUCCUGCUCGUCUUCAAGAUGCCGAACGAAGGCUCCCUGUUUCUAGUCAUAUGUCUGAUCGUGCUGCAGGGCGUCACAGGCAUCUCCUUCGGCCUUGUCAUCUCGGCGGGGAUUGACGACGAGCAGAGCGCCAAUCAAGCCGCCCUGGGCAUCUUCUACCCUAACCUCAUCCUGAGCGGUAUCAUCUGGCCUGUGGAGUGCAUCCCGUAUCCUCUUCGCUACCUAAGUCUGGUUCUUCCUCAGACCUACGCCUCAGAAGCCCUUCGCUGCAUCAUGUACAGAGGCUGGGGUAUAACUGAGAUGAUGGUGUGGAGAGGUUUCGCCUUCACCCUUGGCUGGAACACAUUCUUCCUGAUCCUGGCUACCGUCAUCCUGAAGCUGAGGACGUGACAGCCUCCGUCCCCUCGGAGGACGCCGUCCCGAGCAACGGCGGGGGAAGCUUUCAGGUGCAGAUCGGGAGUCGACAAUCUGCGGAGGAGGCAGAGCAGCAGAACUCAAGAAUAAACCUGGGAGGAGGAGGGGGGGGGGGGGGGGAUUGGCUGUGGUUUGAAGGACUAAUAGGUUGAUGUAUCAGUCUCCCUCCUCCUGACUAUCUCUCUGACAACACACUGACACACUCUUUCUGAUCCCGCGGCGGUUGGUUUGAUUUAUUCCAAGUCUACGUUCAAGAUGCUUCGCGUAGAAAACAAGUAGCAGCAGUUUGUUGGUUUCACGUCUAUCCGCAGCUUCUUGAAAACCUUCCUCGUGUGAACAGCCACAAACCAACUCAGGGGUCACCUUUUUUUGUUUGCCUUUAGACAUAAUGCUGAGAGAUUCUUCCUGUUUUACACUUUAUUUUAGAACAAAUGAAGGCUGUUCGUUUUUUUUUUGAUGGAAAAUAAUAUAAAUAUGUUGACUGUAACUGAUGGAUAUUUUUAAGGUUUUGCCAUCCGUACUACAUUAAAAGUUCGAUGGGCA